Messenger RNA from Phodopus roborovskii (desert hamster), 1726 nucleotides. RefSeq names its product aldehyde dehydrogenase 5 family member A1 (gene Aldh5a1). The transcript is spliced from 10 exons. The coding region runs from base 104 to 1678 and encodes 524 amino acids. Lineage: Eukaryota; Metazoa; Chordata; Mammalia; Rodentia; Cricetidae. Gene Ontology annotation, molecular function: succinate-semialdehyde dehydrogenase (NAD+) activity. The record is from RefSeq and is a predicted model, not a curated record. Gene Ontology annotation, biological process: GABA catabolic process.
UCCCAGCCGCCCUGCGCGUCCCCGACGCCGCGAUCCCGCGACCCCUGAGCUCCUGCACGCUCGCUUGCGGGUCCCUUGCCUCUGCUGCUGCCACUGCCGGGCCAUGGCGACUCGCUUUCUGCUGCGGAGUUUCUGCGACACGCGUCUGGCGCUGCCGCCUGCCGGCCGCCGCCUCUGCCCGGCGUCCUCUGGAGCCCAGCGUCGCAGCUACGCCCGGGGCCCCGCUGGCCUCCCCGCCGACCUACUCCGGGGGGACAGCUUCGUGGGAGGCCGCUGGCUCCCGGCCCCCGCCACCUUCCCCGUGCACGACCCGGCCAACGGCACCACGCUGGGCACCGUGGCCGACUGCGGUGUGACCGAGGCCCGCGCCGCCGUGCACACCGCCUACGAUGCCUUCUGCAGCUGGAAAGGGGUCUCGGUCAAGGAGAGGAGUUCAUUACUUCGUAAAUGGUAUGACUUAAUGAUGCAAAAUAAGGACGACCUUGCCAAGAUCAUAACAGCUGAGAGUGGAAAGCCACUGAAAGAGGCCCAGGGAGAAGUUCUGUAUUCAGCCCUUUUCCUAGAAUGGUUCUCAGAGGAAGCUCGUCGUAUUUAUGGAGACGUCAUCUAUACCUCUGCCAAGGAUAAACGGGGGCUGGUCCUCAAGCAGCCCAUUGGUGUGGCCGCAAUCAUCACACCGUGGAAUUUUCCUAGUGCCAUGAUCACCCGCAAAGUGGGGGCCGCCCUGGCAGCCGGCUGCACUGUGGUGGUGAAACCCGCUGAAGACACGCCCUACUCUGCCCUGGCCUUGGCACAGCUUGCAAACCAGGCGGGAAUCCCCGCAGGGGUCUAUAACGUCAUUCCCUGCUCUAGAAGCAAAGCCAAGGAAGUGGGGGAGGCACUAUGUACGCAUCCACUGGUGUCCAAAAUCUCCUUUACUGGCUCAACAGCGACAGGAAAGAUCCUGCUGCACCAUGCAGCAAAUUCUGUGAAGCGUGUCUCCAUGGAGCUGGGCGGCCUCGCCCCAUUCAUUGUCUUUGACAGUGCCAACGUGGACCAGGCUGUUGAAGGAGCAAUGGCAUCUAAGUUUAGGAAUGCUGGGCAGACUUGUGUUUGCGCGAACAGAUUCUUGGUACAACGGGGUAUCUAUGAUUCCUUUGUAAAGAAGUUUGCAGAAGCAAUGCAGAAAAGCCUACGUGUGGGUAAUGGAUUCGAAGAAGGAAUAACUCAGGGCCCAUUAAUUAAUGAGAAAGCGGUAGAAAAGGUGGAGAAGCAUGUGAGCGAUGCAGUUGCCAAAGGGGCCACGGUUGUGACAGGCGGGAAGCGACACCAAAGAGGGGGAAAUUUCUUUGAGCCCACCCUGCUCAGCAAUGCCACCAAGGACAUGCUCUGCAUCACUGAAGAGACCUUUGGGCCCCUGGCGCCAGUUGUCAAGUUUGAUAAAGAAGAAGAGGCCAUUGCCAUUGCAAAUGCAACUGAUGUUGGAUUAGCAGGGUACUUUUACUCUCAAGACCCAGCCCAGAUCUGGAGAGUAGCAGAGCAGCUGGAGGUGGGCAUGGUCGGCGUGAAUGAAGGACUGAUCUCUUCAGUGGAGUGUCCCUUUGGUGGGGUGAAGCAGUCUGGCCUUGGGCGAGAAGGGUCCAAGUAUGGCAUUGACGAGUAUCUGGAGGUCAAAUAUGUGUGUUAUGGAGGCUUGUAGGGUUCUUCAUCUCUUUAAAAAUAAUAAAACUACCUAGAUCUGUAGGGA